Messenger RNA from Bradysia coprophila, 935 nucleotides. RefSeq lists its product as uncharacterized. Lineage: Eukaryota; Metazoa; Arthropoda; Insecta; Diptera; Sciaridae. The record is from RefSeq and is a predicted model, not a curated record.
AGAAUUGAGUCGGUGCAGUAUACAUACAAUAUUUGGAACGCUCUGCUCAUUUUAAUAGAAAAUUUACAUUUUUAAUUCUAUAUGGACUGAAUAAUGAAUGAUUGCUUGAACAUUAUUCGAUCAUCAGUGAACAAGAAUUGAAUCAUUAUAUUGUGUGUUAUUUCUCGAAAGUAGGACAAAUAGACAAAUUCCUUUAUAGAAUAUGGAUGGAAAAAUGAAAGAGCCGGCGAAAGUAGAACAAAUUAUUUUACAAAAUAUGGAUGGAAAAAUUAAAGAGCCCAUCCCGAUUUCAAUCAAAAAGUUCAAUUACAAAAUACCUGUGAUCGAAUCCGUGCCUAUAAUUGGUCUUAGAAAUGCUACGAUAUUGAUCGGAGUCAUAGCAGCGAUAACCAGUAUUGGAUCACUUGUAUGGACUCUCAUGCCACCCGUGAAACUGGCUGUAAUACCGGCAUUGAACUUGGUUUGGAGUAUUCUUAUGAUCAUUGGAGCUGUAACUGGAAAACGGCAAUUGAUUUGGCCAGCACUGGCAUCAUCGGCAAUUGGAGUUGCCAUCCUGGUAGUAUUUGUGAUCAUCGACGGAUUAAUUUUCUUGGUCUUAGUAGUAAUUGAAUGGAAAUUCUCAGCAUCAGUCUAUCUUAAAGCGCUACUUGAAACUCACAUAGAUACACUUGACUGGGAAUUUGUCCUAUUCGAAUUUUAUUUACUCGUUUGUCUUGCAGCGGUUGUUAUAGGAUUCUGGAUUAUUGUGUAUUCAGAAGUCUCUGUGAAAACUCCUAAAAAUGAUGAUAAGAUUGAAGAAACCGAAUACAAAUUCGACUCAUCUCCAAUUGAACUUUGAGUUUUGAUUGGAAAAUUCUAGUUUUUCACAGAUUUACAAGAAAUGUAUGAAAUAUUUUUGAUAAACUUUGAUGUUUUUAUGCUUAUGGAAUUAAGGU